This is a messenger RNA of Zingiber officinale, 4917 nucleotides long. RefSeq names its product lysine-specific demethylase SE14-like. The coding region runs from base 253 to 4596 and encodes 1447 amino acids. Lineage: Eukaryota; Viridiplantae; Streptophyta; Magnoliopsida; Zingiberales; Zingiberaceae. Gene Ontology annotation, molecular function: histone H3K4me/H3K4me2/H3K4me3 demethylase activity. The record is from RefSeq and is a predicted model, not a curated record. Gene Ontology annotation, biological process: chromatin remodeling. The transcript has 8 exons. Gene Ontology annotation, cellular component: nucleus.
AGCCGUCUGCAUCUCUCAGUUGUCUACAGUAGAUCUUGGCAGUCGGUUCAGCCCACGACGCGAUAUAGUUACCACGCUUGGCGAUGUCGGCAACCAUCGUCCGAUAAACCUAGGGCGGCAGCAACAGCAGCGCCACCCGUUCCUCCUUGAUGCCGCCCUCUCAAUCUCCCUUUCUCGUAGAUCCUCUACGCCCUUGAUCUCGUCGCCGCGCCGCUAGGGUUCUUGCGGAGGAGGUUGGAAGGGAGGGUUUACAUGGCGGAGCCGGCGGAGAUCCCAGCCUGGCUGAAGAACCUGCCCAUGGCCCCGGAGUACCACCCCACGGAGACGGAGUUCGCUGACCCGAUCGCCUUCAUCUCCCGCAUCGAGCGUACGGCCUCCGCCUUCGGCAUCUGCAAAGUCAUUCCCCCGCUGCCCCGGCCAUCCAAGAAGUUCGUUCUCGCAAACCUCAACCGCACCCUCUCCACCCAUCCCGACCGUCCACGACCGCCUUCCUCAUCCCCCUCCCCCUCCCCCUCCCCCUUUUCUCAGUCCGCCGUUUUCACUACCCGGUGCCAGGAGCUCGGGGCAAAGCGUGGCCGCCCGCUCCCAGUGCAGAAGCAGGUCUGGCAGAGCGGCGAAUUCUAUACUCUGGACCAUUUUGAGGCCAAGUCCAAGGCAUUUGCCCGCACCCAGCUCACUGGUUUCAAGGAAGUCGACCCUCUGUUGAUUGAGACCCUCUUUUGGAAAGCUGCUGCAGAAAAGCCCGUCUCUGUAGAGUAUGCCAACGAUGUACCAGGUUCCGGGUUUGGUGUGCCUGAGGAACCAGUCUAUCUCCACUGUGGAAGAAAGCAGAAAAAAGGGUUCGAUAAGAGGAGCAUCCAGGAGCCAAAACGCAUGUGCCCACAAGCAUCUGGGGAACAAGAGGGCAUGAAUGACUCUGGAUGGAAGCUAUCCAAUAGCCCAUGGAAUCUCCAAGUUAUUGCUAGGUCACCUGGCUCUCUCACUAGGUUUAUGCCUGACGAAGUGCCAGGAGUCACCUCACCUAUGGUGUAUAUUGGGAUGUUGUUCAGUUGGUUCGCAUGGCAUGUUGAGGAUCAUGAGCUGCAUAGCUUGAACUUUCUCCACAUGGGUUCCCCAAAAACUUGGUAUGCUAUUCCUGGGGAUCAUGCUGCCAUGCUAGAGGAGAUUAUUCGUAUCCAGGGCUAUGGAGGAAGCAUGGAUAGGCUUGCUUCUCUAAUUAUGUUGGGUGAGAAAACAACAUUGCUGUCCCCUGAAAUUCUGGUGCUAUCGGGAAUACCAUGCUGCCGGUUAGUGCAACGUCCUGGUGAAUUCGUUGUAACAUUUCCAAGGGCUUAUCAUAUAGGCUUUAGCCAUGGAUUCAAUUGUGGUGAGGCUGCCAAUUUUGCAACUCCAAAAUGGUUAACAGUGGCAAAAGAGGCUGCAGUGCGAAGGGCAGCAAUGAAUUUUCUUCCCAUGCUCUCCCAUCAACAAUUGCUGUAUUUGUUAUCAAUAUCUUUUGUCUCUAGUGUCCCUAGAGAACUAUUACCUGGAGGGCGUAGUUCACGUCUGAGAGACCGUAGGAGAGAAGAGAAAGAAGUCUUGGUAAAGAAGGCAUUUUUAGAAGAUAUGAUGAGUGAAAGUAAUCUAUUAUUUGCACUUCUCUCAAAAGCAGCAAUCUCCAGUGUUAUCUUGUGGGAACCAGAGUCACUGCCUUCUGCUUGCCCAAGUGCCCCACUACAAUCUUCCCCGUUAUCACCCAAAGCAUGUAAGCCAACAACUGAUGAUGGUUGUGGAAUUCAAAGAGACUCUGAAUCAAGGGGUACACUUUCAUUUGAUCAUGAAGGAGACACUUGCUGUACACAGUACACUCAUGAAUCAACUUCUAAUUUUGCCAGAACUUCAUCUCCUUGCAUUAUGUCUGCUGAGGCAUCAGAGAAUGCUUUCCAAGCUGAUUGGAUUAAUUCUCAGGUCAAAGCAAUGGAUAACAAGGAUUUUGAUGAAAUUGAUCUACCAUGUGGUCUUAAUGUUGACUCUGGAUCAUUGGCAUGUGUUGCCUGCGGAAUUCUUGGCUACCCAUUUAUGGCAAUCUUGCAGCCUUCUGAAAUGGCAUGCAUGAAGCUUUUUCCAUCAAAUUUGGACGAAUUCAACACAGUGCUUGACAAAUCACUGAAUGUGAAUGUCCAUUCUUCUGCGCCUUGCUCUGUUCAGAAUUUAGAUUCAGUGGAGAAUCAAGUAUGUGAAUUGAGACAACAAGAUAAAGGUUACACAUCUGUUCAAGAACAGACUACUUAUAGUCAAGAGAUUGAUUAUAAAACCUACGAGGCAGACCAUUUUCCUGCUAUUUCUUCCAACAAGACUGACAAGUUAGGUAUGCCAAUGAGGAGUCCUUCAGGUGUGGUUUCAAAAUGGAAUUUGUCCAGUAGUUUUCUAAGACCACGAAUCUUCUGCUUACAACAUGCUCUUGAGGCUGAGAACUUACUACAAUGCAAGGGUGGUGCUCAUUUGCUUGUUAUAUGCCAUUCAGACUACCUUAAGAUGAAAGCUCUAGCUUUAUCGAUUGCCGAAGAUAUCAAUAUCCGGUUGAACUGUGAUGAUGUCCCACUAGUUAAUGGGACCCCAUCAGAUCUGGAUUUAAUCAACAUGUCAAUUGAUGAGGAAGGGCAUGAUGAAGACGGAAAUGAUUGGACAUCAAAAUUGGGUCUAAAUCUGAAAUACUGUGUUAAGCUCAAAAAGCAGAUGCCCUCAAAUAAAGACCAGCUUACAUUAUCCUUGGGUGGAAUCUUUUCAGAUCCUUCUCCCAUGUCAGUAGUUUCAAAUCUCAAGUGGCUUUCUAAAAAAUUUCGCACUCCCUACAAGGUAGUUGGUAUUGUCCAGUCAAAAUCACAUGUUGCAAAUGUUCUAAAGUAUGAGCUGUCUGAUAGAAAUAACUCAAAAGAUGUUCCUGUAAAAAUAACUACGGUUCAUCAUGGCUCUACAGUUGGAUCAAUUGGUAUUACUACCAAACACAAGUUUACCUGCAAUACUACACCCACAGAUUCUACAAUUAGUGAAUCUCGCAUGGCCGAUUCCAGUGGUGGUGAUGAUAGAAGAAAUUCUGGUGCUGCUAGUGAAGUUAGUGGUCAAAUGAUUGGUGGUACAAGUGAAAACUUGCAUAACAUACCUAUCUUGAUUGCCGAAUAUCCUCAAAGGCAUCUAGUUGAUCAGGUGAUUCUGGAAGUUAGGAAAUAUAGUGAGGUUGCUCCUCCUAGUUUCUGCCGCUUGUGUACUGAUAAUAGAAAUGUUGAAUGUUGUGAAGGCUCACCAGAGAUUUACUCCAAGAGUUAUAAUGGUAUGGGAGCACUUUGUGACCCUAUAGUGUGUUCCUGCAAUAAUUAUUUGGAUAGUUUAGAAACAGGUCAAGCUGCCAAAGAAGCAGAAUCAAAAGACAAGCUCGGUAGUUCUGUUAUACCAAAAGCUCCAACUUGUGUGCUUAAUUCAGAUGGUGAAACUUAUGAUCUAAGAGAAAUCAGUGUCACAGGCAAAGCUAAUCAGGAAGUAUUUGUUGAAAGGGAAUCAUCUAGUGGACAAACUGCAAGGUGCCUUGGUAGUUACACAAAUUUGGGGAACUCAGAGCAUAACUAUAGAUCUUUAUUAUCAGAUCAGUUAUUUCUUCCUGAAAUACAGCUUAAUAAAGGUGUUCAGGAAACUUCAAACAACAAACUAAUUAAAUAUGCUGAUAAUUCAAAUGGCUUCCUUCACGAUAAUAAAACUGAUAAUAAUAAAUUGCAGGAAAAGACUUUAUCUAUGACUCAACAUGUUGAUGUUUCAGAUGUCGCAAAUUGCACUGAUCAGUUUGUUUUGACCAAUAUGGUUGGUUCUUCUGACAUACUGAAUGAAGGGUCAACGAAACAGGCAGAUAUGGAUGCCAUCUCAGUGGUUGAAAAUUCUGUAAUCCAGGAAGUAAAUGAAGAUGCAAGAGAGUGCUGUACUUCUGAAGGUGUCUCUUUACCACAAAGAGAUAUGCAACUAGACUACAGAUAUCCAGCAAGAGUUGAUCUUAUUCAGUAUGUAAGGCGUGGAAAGAAAAGAAAUUAUGUCCAAGCAACACAUGAAGAUAGACAAGCUUGCUUUAUCCGUGGCCCUUGUGAAGGUCUAAGGCCAAGGAGUCAGCUUAAAGUAGAAACUAAGGCUGACACAUUGACGCCGGGAAAAAGCUCCACAAUCAAGUUAAGCAGAAGACCCGGAAAUUUUCUUGUCAAAAAAGAUGAACGCAGGGCCUUGAAAUGUGAUAUUGAAGGCUGUUAUAUGAGUUUUGGCACGAGACGAGAACUUUCUCUUCACAAACGGAACCGUUGUACGAUUGAGGGAUGUAAGAAAAGAUUUAGCUCGCAUAGAUAUGCAGCACAUCAUCAAUGUGUUCACAAGGAUGAUCGACCACUUGUGUGCCCCUGGAAAGGGAAGGGCUGCAACAUGACUUUCAAGUGGGCAUGGGCUAGGACUGAACACAUCCGUCUCCAUACUGGAGAGCGCCCUUACAAGUGCAAAUUCACCGAUUGUGGCCAGACAUUCAGGUUUGUAUCUGAUUUCAGCCGCCACCGAAGAAAAACUGGGCAUUAUGUUUCUCCAUCUGCUGGAUAGCCAUUGAUUUCAUCAAACGCUCUCUAGAUAGACUCUAGGAAUUCACUUAAUUUUGUCGUAGCUCUGUACAGGCUGAUCCUGGUUGUAUGAGAUGCUGUUCCACGAUGUUCUUUGCACGGGCAAAGGAACUAAUUGUACCAUUAUUCUUCUAUCCAUCAUUUCAUUAUACUCUUCUCUGUUGUCUUCUCUCAUUUCUUUAAAGCUUAUUGUACGCCGACUGACCAUUGCUGUAAGUCUACUAGAUACAAACAAUCAUAUGUAAAACCAUGCCUAACCUUUUAUUUCUACUUUAAAAAGGUUCAGUCUGUUUUCAGUUUUUGA